Molecule: messenger RNA, 3182 nt
Organism: Coccinella septempunctata (seven-spotted ladybird)
Lineage: Eukaryota; Metazoa; Arthropoda; Insecta; Coleoptera; Coccinellidae
Gene: Usp20-33
Product: ubiquitin carboxyl-terminal hydrolase 20
Exons: 9
Coding region: 226-3015 (929 amino acids)
Biological process (GO): protein deubiquitination
Molecular function (GO): zinc ion binding; cysteine-type deubiquitinase activity
Source: RefSeq, a predicted model, not a curated record
ACUGUCGUUUUAAUAUUCUUUUAGGAAAAGAUUGUCAGAAAACAUGAAACGAUGUUUUGAAAAACUGCUUUAAAAUGAAUAAAAAACUGACAAAUAUUUUUGAUGUGAUGUAGUAAUCGUUUGUUAUUUCUUCUGUAAUGUUCUUGCUGUUUUAAUACUGUCUCCAAUUAUAAUCAAUCCUAAUUCAUACUGAAAUACCUAUAGUUCACACAAAUCUGAAUCAAGAUGAGUUACAAGAAUUCUUGUAGUCAUUUGGAUCAUGUCACCAACAUUCCAUUAUUAUUAAAUUUUUUAAAUUCCAAAAAGAAUUUGGUGUGCUCUGAUUGUGACUAUGCUGGGCAAAAGCUCUGGAUAUGCUUGAACGAAAAUUGUUUGAAAUUAGGAUGCUCAGAUCAACUCAGUGAUCAUAGCACCUUACAUUUCACAACUAACCCUUCACAUUGUGUGCAUAUGAAUUUGAAGUCCCAAAGGUUGUGGUGUUAUGUCUGUAACAGAGAGGUUUUCAUGGAUACUUCAUUAGAUUCAAGCAAAGACGAUGAAUCUACAAUUUGUUCUCCAGAUACUACCUUGAAAAGUUGUGAGAGUUUAAAUGCCAAAGGAGGAAACGUUCAUCCUCCAGAAAAAAAUGUUGGAUCUGGGGGAGAUUACACUGAUUCUUCUGAAAGUGAAGACUCUGAUAAUCUAGGACUUGAGAAGCCUGCUGGGCUUGUUGGUUUACAAAACAUUGGCAACACAUGCUACAUGAACGCAGCCUUACAGGCAUUGAGCAAUGCAACUCCCCUAACCAGGUUCUUUUUGGACUGUCCCCUAAUUGUUCAAGCAUUGUCUGAAGGCAAAAAGCCAGGACUUAGCAGAAUUUAUCAGUCUUUAAUGCGCGAUAUAUGGUUAAAGAAAAGUGGUGGUUUUGUUUCUGCUUCAGGUAUUCUUUAUGGUAUAAGAACGGUUCAUCCAAUGUUUAGAGGCUACCACCAACAUGACACUCAGGAAUUUCUAAGGAACUUCAUGGACCAGUUACACGAAGAAUUGAAGCAGCAGUGUGCAAUAGAAAAUACCCAUCCCGACACCGAACACUACACUCUUGCUCUGGAUGAUCACGCUGUCAGUUCCAGCCAUGAUUCGAGCGAAGGUGAAUAUGAGACUUGCGACUCUGGAGUCAGCGAAAGAUCCAGUCUGAGCGAUGAUAACGAGAGACCUAGCAGUACAAAUAAAAGACGACUCAGCAAUUCUACUAGUCCUGGUAGGAGGCUGAAGGCCAGGCAUCUUAAUUCUGGUGUGAUAGAUUGCCAACCAAGUACAAGUUCUUCAUUACCUAAUUCUGACAAACCACAAGUUAAAUAUCGAUCUAUAAUAUCAGAUAUUUUCGAUGGCAAACUACUUUCAACGGUCCAAUGCCUAACGUGUAAUAGAAUAUCUAGUCGUGUAGAAACAUUCCAAGAUUUAUCUUUGCCCAUACCAUCCAGAGACUACCUUGUUCUUUUACAUGGAAGGAGUUUGCAACCUGGCUCUACUUGCUCAGAAGCUGUAAUUCCAGUACAGGACGGUUGGAUGGCCUGGAUAUUCAACUGGUUCAAAUCAUGGUUUUAUGGACCCACAAUCACUUUACACGAUUGUCUGGCAGCAUUCUUUAGCACUGAUGAACUCAAAGGUGAUAACAUGUACAGCUGUGAAAAGUGUAAUAAACUACGCAAUGGUAUUAAAUUCAGCAAGGUUCUCCUGCUACCCGAAGUACUUUGCAUCCAUUUAAAAAGGUUCAGACACGAGCUGAUGUUCAGCAGUAAAAUCUCCCUAGCUGUUAGUUUUCCACUCAGUGGCCUUGAAAUGAAACCGUACCUGCAUAGCGACUGUGUGUCAAAAGUUACAUCCUACGAAUUGUUUUCGGUGAUAUGUCAUCAUGGAACGGCCGGGGGAGGCCAUUAUAUAAGUUACGCUCUCAACGACGGUCAGUGGUACGAAUUCGACGAUCAGUACGUUACCAGGGUAUCGGCGGAAAAGGUAGAAAACUGCGAGGCCUACGUCUUGUUCUACAGGAAGUCCAUGCAUCAAGCUGACGAAAUCAAGAUGAGAGCUAUAGAAUUGUCCGACAUGAUCGAUGAUGUGGACAAGGAAGUGGCGUAUGUGUCAAAACAGUGGAUGAACCGAUUCAACACUUGUGCCGAACCCGGGCCCAUAGAUAAUUCUGAUUUUUUGUGCCAACACGGAUCGAUGAAUCCCGACAAAGUACUAAUACUGAAUCAAGUAUCGCUCGUUCUUCCUCUAGGGGUGUACGAAUAUCUUCAUAGGGUUUACGGCGGUUGUCCCCCUAUUACAUGUGUGCAUGUUUGUCCGUGUUGUCAAGCCUUCAACAAAAGACUGCUCUUGGAAAUGGAAACGUUUGUCCAAUUGUCUACAGAAGCGCACUCCCAAGACUCCCCCCUCACGCAUUUACUCUCAGUGUCGUGGUACAACCAAUGGCAUAAUUUUGUGAACAAGAAAGUACAAGAAUCCCCAGGUCCCAUAGAUAAUUCCAAGAUAAAUUUAAACGAUAUUGAUUUAAAUGAAUGUGUCAAUGUGCCAGAAGAAAUUUGGUUAUUUUUCUACAACAUUUAUGGUGGCGGUCCGGAACUUCGAAUAAAACCACCUACCCCUGAAAUGUCAGAUAGCGAAAAUGUCGAGGAAGAAGUUAGUGAAGCUGAUAUCGAGUUCGUCAUUCCCACUCUCAGGAGGAAACCAGAAGUGAGUCUGGAUAGGAAAAAUUAUUGUCACGGAGAGCCAGUGGAUUUGGGUGGUUGUAAAGAAAGUACUGUAGAGACAAAUGUGGAAAACGAACAAGAGGGUGAAGAACCUUCCUUGGAUCCCCAUAAAUGUUCUAAUGGCGAUGAAGAUGUACCAAAAAGUAAUAAUAGUAAUUUAUUAUCGUCUAGAUCCACAAAUUGUAUGGACGACAGUGCAGGUUUCGAUUGUAAGAGUAAUAAUUUUCAAGUUAGUCAUGAUUCAAGUCGGAAAAAAUUCAACAAAGUGUGUUUAGAUUCAAAUUGAGUUGAGCUGUUGUAUCGAUAACACCAAUAAAAGGGAUUUGUAUUGUUGUAUUUUCUAUUUUAUUAAUGUCAAAUAGAUGAUAAAUUUCCAAAUGGUUUUGUUUGAUUUGAUAAUGAUGCUGAUACAUUUGAAACUGUUUUAAAAUUAUUAAAAAUAUUUGACGUGAA